AUGGCAUCCCGAUACUCGCUCAGCGCCGAGCUACCCGCGACGCGCAAGUCGCUUCAGCGAAACAGACACACUCAACUCUCUGUCCAUCGUGGCUCACAGGACGACGUUCCACCCGUGCCAGAACUGCCACAGCAACCCACUCCCGCAACGCCCGCUGACGAGAAGAAGAUCGACGUCGUACCACACGAGGCCUGGGCUGGACCCGCCGCGGCGUCGGCUCCUGCUACCGUCAAGGACCAAGACACCGUACGAAGAGACCUCUCCCUUCGACCCGGUGCCACUCGUGCGGCGAGCGACAAGAAGGCUGAGAUCCCAACUUCAGCCGUUCCCUCCGAAGCCAUCUACGACGAUCGUGGCUACCUCACCCUCAAACCAGCCGACACGUUCGGUCUGACCAUCACCGCCUUCUCGCAGGACAAGAGCAACGAUGAAGGUCGACCCCGUUCUCGCCGAGUAGCCUACCUCGAGGGCCUCCGUGGCAUCCUCGGAUUGCAAGUGCUCAUCUGGACGUUCUUCCGCAUCUUUGCACCGGCCAUUGUCGCCGAUCGCGAUCUAGACGGUGUCUACCCUGCCACCUUCCUCGAGCGUGCGCCUGCCUGGCAGACGGUGCUGCGCAAGGUCCUCUCGCCCUUGCUCUUCGACGGCGAGCUCCAAGCCGCCUUCUUCAUCCUCCUCUCGGGUCGUACGAACAUGCAAACCUUCAUCGAGCGUCGCCAAGCCCUCUCGCUCGCAGGAACCGCUUUCAAGCGUCCUUUCCGCUUCAUCCCUCCCAUGGCGGCCACCCUCGCGCUCGUCUCCCUGGUCAUCUUCGUAAAUGGCUUCCGCUACGCACCCGACCUGGCCAACGCGCUGAACAACCAGCUCGCCCAACCCCCGCGUCAAUGGUUCAGCCCACUCGAGUACUUUAUCUCGCUGCUCUUCUUCUUCAGCACGCCUUUUUACUUUAAGACCAACCGAGCGGUUUCGUUCAUCCCUCCCGCGGGGACGUUGUGGAUCAUCCCGGUGAUUUUUCAACAAACCUACGUGCUCAUCGUCCUCGCAUUCACCCUGCCCUAUACGGUGAUGAGGUACAAGAACAUGGGAUUCAUCCUGCUCAUCCUCACCACGGCUUGGGUGGGCAGGUUCAGCUGGUACACCCUCACCGGUCUCAUUGUUGCCGAAUGGAGCGUUGUCUAUCUCCAACUUCUCCCACGUUCGACGCGAGGGUUGAAGAUCCCGCUCAAUGCGCAGGGAAGUCGAUUCAUGCCUGCGUGGCUUCCUGGCGUCUUGUUGUUGGGCGUCGGGGUGAUGUUCAAGUACCUCUGGAUCUCCGCUUUCCCGUCUAUGGCAUGGAACGAGUACAUCGCCCAUGUGGACGGUAACACGGGCAAACUCAACUACGGUCUCAACCCGGCAGAAAACGCCUAUCCUCGAUACGACAACUGGUUGGUCGCCACCGGCGCGCUGUGGCUCAUCGAAAUCAGCCCCCUUGCGCAAAAGGUGCUCUCCAACAGAGUGUUCGUGUACACCGGUCGUUGGGCGUUCAGCAUCGCGCUGAUUUCAGGAACAGUCAUGCUGAGUCUAGGUAGUCUCCUUUGGCACUACCUGACCGUCCAGCAAGGCUGGAACAACGAUGCCGGCGUGCUGGCAGUGCUGUUCGUCACAGUGGUACCGGCGAGUUUGGUGGUGGUAGAGGCGUAUGCGAGAGUCAUGGAUGAUGGCGCGCUUUGGGCUGCUGGUUGGCUGUGGAAGUGGAUCCGCGUGUAG
Messenger RNA from Kalmanozyma brasiliensis GHG001, 1746 nucleotides. RefSeq lists its product as uncharacterized. Bases 1 to 1746 code for a protein of 581 amino acids. The record is from RefSeq and is a predicted model, not a curated record. The transcript has a single exon. Lineage: Eukaryota; Fungi; Basidiomycota; Ustilaginomycetes; Ustilaginales.